Messenger RNA from Dicentrarchus labrax (European seabass), 1902 nucleotides. Its product is annotated as heat shock protein beta-7-like. The coding region runs from base 214 to 813 and encodes 199 amino acids. NCBI's taxonomy places the organism in Eukaryota, Metazoa, Chordata, Actinopteri, Moronidae. The record is from RefSeq and is a predicted model, not a curated record. The transcript has 3 exons.
AAGCCCCACAACAGACCCCUGGACAAAAGUGAGAGGUUAAUAGCUUUUCGUAACCCGCAUGUUUGACUCUAUUUUGUCAGUAUUUAUUCUGAAGAGGAACACAAAUCAAACCUGAGAAAAGGUCUUGUUUUCUGAGGCUGAGGCAUAUUGAGAGUGGGAGUGUGUUUUUUAAGUGUGUGUGCAAGUGUGAAAGGCUACAACAUAUCCUCUGCUAUGGCAUCACUGACAUCUUCCAGCCGCAGAUCCUCCUCAUCCUACCGUUCAUCAUCGCGUUACAGCACCUCCAGCUCCUAUCGGUCGGAGGGCUCACUGGGAGGAUCGUCUGACUCUCUGGAUCCCCUUUUUGAGCCCUUUCUUGACUCCGCUGAUCAUUCCAGUCUGUUUGGAGAAGAGGGCCCCGGGGGACCCAGCUGUUUAGCCCCUUUCAGCAGGCACAGCAGAUCUUCCUAUGGACACACUGCUCCUGCAGGCGGUGCUGUGACAGGCCGACAGAGCAGUACAGGUGGUGGGGUGCGAUGUCUGGGAGACAGCUACUACAUGUCAGCUGAUGUCAGCCAGUUUGAGCCGCAUGACGUAGUCGUGAUGGCCUACAACCACCAUGUCGUCAUUCACGCCCAGAAGGUACUUGAUGAUGGAAGCAUCAGUGACACAUUUACCCAUAAGUCCUUGUUCCCGGAGGAUAUGGACCCCCUGUCAGUCAGUGGGACCCUUAACCCCGAUGGUACCCUGGUGGUGAGUGUCCGCCGGACCACAGCGCUGGCUGGACUGGAGCCACUGGGUGUCCCCACCUACCGCAGUGAAGCUCACCUUUGACCUCUGGCUGCAUAGUGCUUCUCAUGGUAUCUCAGCCACCAUUGUUUUACUGUUAUCAUUUUAUUAUAGUGUUGUUAGUAAGGUCCAGCCAGUAACUGUCAUGGUGGACAGAUAGGUUUAAGUUCAAUUACUGACAUUAAAGCCAAUAAGUAUAGAACGUUUAUGUGAUUAUAGUUUCAAAUGGUUUGCAAGGUUUUUUAUUAAAUUAGACAACCGCAGUGAAACUGGUGCACUCUAUAUGAUGCUUUCAAACCACUUUUUCAAUGUGCUUGGAUCAGAUACAUGGGGGUGAUGUAUUUUUUGAUAUUACCACUGGGGGGUGCCAAAGUCAGAUAUUUUCAAAUCCUACACCCAUGCUGUGUUUCAAUCCAAUAAACAAAUUUUUUUUUUUUUUACAGAACUUUUAAUAAAUCAGCAAAAUAAAAUGGAAAAGAAUGCUUGUUUCAAUCAACUACCAUUGUGCGAUUAUUAGGAGCUGGCUCUUUGAGAUAAGCAGUAAGUGGCAGCAAUUCGAUGAUGUAAUUAAAGCUAACCUGCCGAACCUCAAAGGGUGAAAAACAAUGCAGAAAACAGGAUGGAAAUAUGACAUUUCUGUUUGUUUUAUGUAUUAAUGUGAGGAAGGUUACAUUAGACCUGUGUAGAGCAUCAUGGGUGUAUUAUAGAGCCAUGGGAGCGAUGAGGAGACCCAUAGUAGACUCAGAAACAGCUGAUCAGUCAUGUGAUUUAAAUGUUUGCUAUGUCAGAACUUCCAUCUCUCAUCUCAUCUUUAAGCACAUUAACUAUUUUUCCAUCAACUUUUCUAAUGUGAUACUUUGAAAUGAGCAUAAAAUACAUUAAUGGAAACAUGGCAACAGUGGCUUCAAUUUUUUGACAUGGCAUACAUUUGAAACCCACUGGAAGUUUGACUCACAAGAAGUAGCCUGAACUCAGUUUAGAGCUUUUUAUCUUAACAAUGCAAUAAAUCUACUUUUUCUAUGUUCAUCUUCUAAAUUUGUGUUAAAAAAUUUAGCAAUUGAGCAAGUUGCCAACUUUAUCUGCAGUGUCAAACUCAAGUGUUAAGUUGUAUGAAUAUUUGGUAUUUUCUUAAAC